Microcebus murinus (gray mouse lemur) is the source of this 1798-nucleotide messenger RNA. Lineage: Eukaryota; Metazoa; Chordata; Mammalia; Primates; Cheirogaleidae. The record is from RefSeq and is a predicted model, not a curated record.
GAGCGAAAUCAGGCUCGGGUUCCCGGAGGGAGCGAUGGGGCCGUGGCUUGAAGGAGGACGUUUCUGAUUGGUGAAAUUUGCCGCGACCGGGAAGUUCGAACGGAAGUCCGGCGAAGAGGCGGAGACGAGAGAAGGCAGAGGGAGAAAACCAGUCAAGCAUCUGUACAAUCCUACACAAGACACUUCCAGAGAAAGUAACAGUCCUUUAUGCUGGGACAUCCUGCCUUUGGACUUGGAAUUGGACUUGGACUGGAAUUUAAACCUUGGCAGUUAACAGUUUUCAGAUCUUCAAACUUAGACUGGAACUAUACGUCAGCUCUCCUGGGUCUCCAGUUUGUUAAUUGCAGAUCUUCAGACUUCUCAGCUUUCAUAAUUGUUUACCUGCUUGACAAGAAGAAUAAACAGAUGCUUUUGCAACUUACAUUGGUGGGAAGAUCUGGCUCAAGUAAUGAGGUUCCAUAAUAAAGGACGACUUGCAUGACUGUACGACCACGGAAGUCUCCCGGUCUUUCACGAUAAAGACAUCAGCAAACUAAAGAGAAAGAAUCCAAUCCAUAUUGUAUAAAGGCAAGGACAUUUCCAAGGUGAAAGAAAAAUCAUGUCCAGUCUGGGGCUCCGUUUGGCUGCCUGUUUACUAAAUAUUUCAGAAGCCAGAAGAAAAUACAUUGUUGAGAACAUAGCAAAAGCAGCUCUUCUUGACAAAAAUGGGCAGAAACUUUCUGAAGUGACAGUGCUGAAUAUAUUUUCUGAUCAAGACUAUAACAGAUCAGUCAUUACAAUAGCAGCUUCUGUUGAUAAGUUGGGCAGUGCUGUUCUGUCUGCUUGCUUGGAGGCCUUCCGUGCUAUCGAUAUGGAGGUUCAAGAGGGAAUCCACCCCUGCCUGGGAGCUGUGGACCUCAUUCCGAUUUACCCGCUCUCGGGUGUCGGAGUGGAAGAGUGUGGAGUGGUGGCAAGAAGCCUUGCCGAGAGCCUGGUCCGGCACGUUCCCGGCUGCAGCGUGUUCCUCUUCGGGGAAGCCGACCUGCCCGAGAAGCGCAGUCUGGUCCAGAGGAGGAAGCAGCUGGGCUGGUUCACAAGGAGGGAUUUCAGUGUUCUCCAGCCUGACCUGGGAGCUGCGCCUGCCCGAAGAUGUGGCUUAACAGGUGUCGGUGCUAGCCCUUAUGUGAUGAACUGCAAUGUCACCAUAGAUUCUCAAGACCUGUCUGCAGGAAGAGAGAUCGCUAGUGUCAUUCGGGGCUCCGGUGCAAACGGAUUGAAGGGUGUCCAAACGAUGGCUUUUCCCCACGAAGGGAAAAUUGAGAUAGCUUGCAACGUGGAGAGUUUUGAAGACCAAGAAGCUACGGAAAUCUCACAAGUCUCUCAAUAUAUGACUUACAGUGUCCUUGGCAACCAUUUUUCUUAUGUGUCUCCUCAUUACAUAGAAGCUCAAGUUAAAAAGUUGGCGGGUGAUCGGGGAAUUGGUACCAUAGGGGGAGCAUUAGUUGGAUUUACACCCCAAGAGUGCAAGGACUGUGCUGAAUAUGCUAUAAAGGAAAAUAUUGGGGAAUUCUGGAAGAUUCGGGGAGGUGUUUUCAUGUGAUCCAAUCUAAGGCUUCCUUGAAAUUUUAUGGAAAAUUAUUAGUCAUUACAAGUUUCUUUCGGCCACUGAAGAUAUGGGAAAACUACAAAGAGCUUGGUAGUAGCUAUGUAUUGGAAAAUUGGAAGCAUUUUUUGUUUAGCAACAACAACAAAUGUUCAUAGAUUAUCCAUAAUCGCCCUGUGGUAUUUCUAGUCAUCAUUAAAACUUUGAAAGAACCUA